CCCGUUCCGCCAACGUUUCAUGCGUUCCCUUUACACGAUUUUUAGAUGUCUUUUGUGUUGUUUGUUGUUUUUCACUAUUUAUCAUCGUGUUAUUACUCUUAAUACGGUUACUUGAACAUAUGAUUGUUUGUUAUUCGUGUGUAUUUUGAUUCAGAUAAUUAGAUUGAGCAAGAUACAUUACAUAGUCGGUUGGUCAUGUAACUCGACGCGGUGGAGUUGGUGUUUAUUAAGGACUAUUAUAACAACAUCUACGAUGUCUGCGGUAACUCCGCGUCGUUCAUCACGGCUUCCCCACACUCACACGCCUAAAAUGAGUGAAAGAAAGAAGGGUCUGUUUCAAAGUGAAUUGGAGGCGUGGAGGGAGUCUCUGACGAAGCAUCGAAAGCUGCCGGUGGUGAACAGCGAGAGCGAUAGCGAUGACUACGACCUGGGCAUCAUGGGCACGCUGGACUCUAGCUCUGGAGACGAAGUCGAUCACAGCGUGCCUAAGACGCCAGAACGCCAUUGGCAUGGCACCCGAAGCUCAAAACUGCUCAAAGAAAACCAUGAUCUGAAAAGCUUCAUCAAAUCACCAUUCACUCUCAACAAGUACCACACCCGGUACUCCUGUCCGGAAAAAUGUACAGGCUCCCACUCCACUCCGGUGACCCCACACAUGCAGAACCACCCCGGGACACCAUCCUCCACACAUUCGUGCAACAGUGUCCAUACAACGUCUUCUACCUCAAGCAGGGCCCGGAAGAGCCUUGCAUCCUUAAUAGCUGACACGGAGAGCUGCAGCAGCUCUUUAAAGGAUCUUAACGUUGAUACGGACUCCGGUACAGACACCAAAGAGAAUACACCUACAAAAACAUUAAGGAGGUCCAAUAGAAACAAGAUGACACCGAAACUACAAAGUUUCAAAGGUGUAUUAUUGGAACAGAAGAAGAAUGUUACGCCACCUAAUAUGAACCCAGUUGUGAGCUUGACUGAGAUGGAUUUAGCUACUAAUCUGUCUCCAACACAAAUGUUAAAAACGCCUCAUACUACUGAAGCUACGAUGUCACCUCCAAAGCUAAGUCACAACCGACGCUCUGUAGUUGAAAUAGCGGAAAGCCCUGAAUUCUGCGAAAGUGAGAUAAGCCACAAAAGACUGCGUAACAACAGCCUUACUGAGUACGGUCCUGUGUCUAAAUACCCUAAAAUCGAUGCCAAUUCGGCUCCUAAAGCUCGUCUGUCUCUUUUCAACAACGAUAAGUUAAAAGGGAUAUCAGCCAAGUCUUUCUAUGGCAAUUCUAGCCCGGACUUAAAUAGCAGCAUUAUAAACAAAAUUUCUAGCGCUAUCGAAACCUCAAUAACAAUUAACCGUCGUCUCUUCACAAGCCACCCACACAGACGCAAGAAAAAAUCAGGACAGAUAAAUAUGGGAGUGAGACACAGAAUCAGAAAGCCUAAAGUGCUGAAAAAUAAGAUGUUCGCUAAAGGCAAUCAGUAUAUGAACAAGUCUGAUUCGGCUGUUCUAAAUAACAGCACAGUUUCAAAUGUUUCCGCCAAUAAUCUGAGCAUGAAUAACGUUUCUAUGACGAGUCAGAAUUCCUCACAAGAAUUGGACAAAGAUAAAGCGGACCCUUUUGGCAAAGAAAAGUUAACCAUAGAAGCGCUCCUCAGCCAAUGGGAAGAGGAGGACGAACCAGAACCCAGACCUGAGCUGCCGUGCUUCAACAGUACUGUCAUAGAGGAGACUAACCCAAUCUUCCAGCCCGUCACCGCUAUACCUGUGUCGGGGCAGGCCCUGCCACAAGACGGAGCAGUCAUUAUAGAAUUAGGCACUGACAAGCCAGUGAAGCCUACGGAGGCAGCGGAGACAGCUGAUGUGACGAUGAUGGAACUGCACAAGGCAGACCACGGUGAUGUGCCGAAUGGACAGUUCCUACCCGUGGACGGCGGGUUCAUACUAGUUGAAGAAAAUGUACCUGCAGUACCACAAGAGGAGCUGACCGACCUGGACGAGAUCGAACGCGAGCUCAAAAUGCUGGACGAGCAGAUCCUCAUGAUGACGCAAACUGAUGCACCCGUCUCUGUACCAGAUGUAACCCCCACCACCACUGUUACUCCUGGUAAGUUUACCAACUAUGACGGCACGAAACUGUUUCCCAUAUUCAGCAAUCCUAACCCUGGGACCUGCACGCCUAGCGCUAAAGGUACCAGCAAGAAGUCACUAUUGAAAGACGGGAGCGACCAGUACGUGAUCGACGCGGGACAGAAACAGUUCGGCGCUACACAGUGCACGGAGUGCGGGGUUAUAUACCAGAUCGGAGAUCCUCAGGACGAGCAUGACCAUUUGAUUCACCACAAUGCGACUAAUGUGCUUAAAUUUAAUGGUUGGAAAGAAGAAUGCGUAGUCGGCAGGUGGGGGUCCGCUCGCUGCAUCCGCGUGCGCGGCGGCGACGCCAACUGGAAGCGAGUGGCGACCCUGCUCACUAGGGUUGUGCACGCGCAGCUCGGGUACAACGCAGAGCUGCCGGCCGAGAUACAUACUUACACGGCAUACCUAUACAUCGAUAAGAAGCAGAUCGCAGGUUGUGCGAUUGUUCAGCCAAAGACCAGAGCUUUUAAGCUGAUCCCUGGAGACCCUGACUGCUGCACGGUUAAGGACUACCCUGUCAAAUGUGGCAUCUCCCGUAUCUGGACGCACGCCACGUUCCGCCGGCAGGGCGUGGCGUGUCGCCUGCUGGAGUGCGCGCGCGCAUCCUUCCUGUACGGCUGCGCGAUGGACAAGCGUGACAUCGCCUUCAGCGCACCCACCGCCGCUGGUAAACUAUUAGCCACCAAGUAUUUCGGUACUGACCAGUUUUAUGUGUACCUCGAUUGAAUUUCUCCUGGACUAAAAGUCCACCCUAUACGGCUUUGAAUGUGCAUCGUCAGUAUGGCUCUCAGCACGGCGUCGUAACGUAAGAGACGCGUAAGCGUAUCAUAAAAACGUUACGAGUACGAGGCGCGUAGAUUUUUGCGCGCGUAAGCGUAAUCGUCGCGUAAGCGUAAUAGUUUUAUAAGUGAAAUAAAAAAAAAAUUUCGCCAGCAUUACGCUACGAUUGUCGUAAUUACGAUAGAGAUCUUACGCAUACGCUACGCUACGGGUACGCUUCGUGUGCAGACUUGUUUGAACUUGUUCGUGCUCGUAGCGCUCUCGUUCUACGCGCGUUUUACGAUACGCUUACGCGUCUUACGUUACGACGCCGUGUGUUGAGGGCCUAUGUCGACUCACGAAAGGCAAAUUAAUUUUAAUAUCGUUAGUGGAUUUUGUUAUUAAUCGUGAAUAGGCGGCAAUAGGGAAUAGGUAUAGGCAAAACUCUGCGUAUGAGACGCCACUAGCACAAACGGUAAACAAACCGCCUUGAAGCAUCAAUGUCAUAUCUAGUAACAAAUAAUCUGUGAAAACUUGUCAAAAAGCAGUUUACGGCAUGUUGUUACUCCAUGGUUUACGUUUUGUGCUAGUGCUGCACUCUGGCGGCAGAACAUUGCAGUAAUACUCCCUAUUAUAAAACUAACGGGGUUAGUGAAGUUGCUAUUACCUCUUAUACGUUUUGUACUGAACUAAUGUUUUAUUUGUGUAUGUUGCAUUUAAAUGUCUCAAAGCUACGCUAGAGUAACGUGAUGAAUAUCACCUCUCAGGUUUUAUAUAGUGAACAUUUUAAUACGUUACGUAUCUGCAGUUACGUAUUUUUUCAAGUAUAAUACGAACGCAAAGCAAUAACAUUUUUAAGUUACUUUGCAUCAAAGGAAACUGGUUUUGUAUCUGUGAUUUGAAAAAAAAAAAACAUUUCGAUUUUUUUUGAGAAACGGUCUGCUAUUUAAUAAUGGUAGCUACCAUUGCUAUUGAUUUUAUUAUGCUAUUGAUUUGUAGGUUAUUCCAUGUUUGCUUGUUUAUAGGCUCAAUUGAAAGAGUUGUGUUAUUUAUAAUAGGGUAGUUGACACUUUUUAGUGUUCCGUGCAAAACUUUGUUUUGACAAACGGAACACUUAUGGGUUCACUUCGGUCUUGCAAAUCAGUUAAAUGCGUUUUUCUCAGAGACCGUUUGACGUAGAUACCUAAAAUUUGAAACAGUUAUAGCAAUUACCACCACUAAUAUUGUAAAUAAGUCAAAACCGGUUAUUUCUUAUUUUAGGGGGUAAUUUAGGGGGUUGAGAGGGGUAACCUGUUUUUUUAUUUAUGAAUGAUAUCAGUCGAUCAAGUUUGUUUUAAGGAUCAAAUGUCUAUAUGGGACCCAUUGCCUUAAAAUAAUCUAAAAGUCACAAAUGAUAAUCAGUCUGACCAUCGCACUUUACUGACGAAACGCUCCCAACUAAAUGGCAAUACAUCGUGACGUCACCAUGUAACAGAAGCCGUUUCGAUGUAUGGAAAACAAGGAAAUUGCGAUUUUGUCGGUUAAAUAUUGCAUUUACGUAUAUAGUUGCCAUACAAUAUUUUUAUAAAUAAAAUGUAAGGAAUCAAAUGGUACCAUUUUUUUCGGAUGUUUAAAAAAACUUACAUUUGUAAACAUUGGGGUUUUGAAUUUUUUUUAUUAUACCAAUACAUUUGUUAAGUUCCCAAUUUAUUGUGAUGAAUUGCUCAUUAUCUAUCUAUUUAACUAGAUUUAGAUAUAAAAUUGAACAUGUGUCAACAACCCUAUUAUGUAGUUGUCGUGUAUAGUAUUUGUGUACUCAGUUGAUAUUAUAUUGUUUGUAGUUCUUUAUUUGACAGCUAGAGCUCUGCCGCUUAACUCGGUCGAUUUUGAGAUAGUUAUGCGGCCAUUUUGUAGUUUAAGGUAAUAUAAGACUUUUUUAGUCAAGGUAUUUAAUUUUUACUUUUUGAACUUAAUACAUACAACCAUUUACUCGCAGCCAAAACACAACGAUUUCUUACCUUAGUUAAGUUGGACUUAUAUGACGUUAUUCGUAAACGUCUGUCUAAUUUAACAAAGGUUUACUGAGUUUUAUGAAUAGUAUGUAGUAUUUAAUGGUGGAACUCGAAGUAUAAACUAAUAUAUAUUAAUUAAAAUAAAGAAGUGCCAAGUGCCUUGACCAUUUGUCUAUAACUAGUAAAUUAAAUGUGUCGUUUUCAAGGAAAACCACCACUGUCGCUUAUCAUAAGGACGAAAUUUGCUUGUGUCAAAGCGUCCUAUGCGGCUUAUGGCAAGCGACAAAGUGGUACCUUUUGAUUGAAAAUUACACAAAUAGUGAUAAACAUAUUUUUGAUAAGUCUGUAAAUCUAUUUUAUUUUAGGUCCUCGAAUACUCGUUUAUUAAGACAUUUAAAGAAUUUAGUUCUUAAAAAUGUGCAACACAAUAGUAGAUCAAGUUGUAUUUUAACACAGUUGACGACCUCUUUACUUGUAAGGGGUAGGUUAAGUAUUUUGAUAUUUAGUAGUAUUUAGUAUAUUUUCUAUUCUACAUGGUAUACGCGAACUGGGUCGUUCUACCAAUGUGUCAAGGAAUUUUAAUUUUUUUUCAGUAUCGUAAGGUCAGGGUACUUUAGCCCUUACAAGGUUACUUUGUCCACGCAUAAAAACCCAUUUAUUGAAUUAAUAAAUUCUUAAAAACGACACUAAAUAUCCUUUGUCUUUCUGGUACCUUGUUGUACAUUUUGCUACAUUUGUCACCCUCUUUUCACUUUCUCCUCUCAUCUGCUCAAAGGUUAACUGGGAGAGAUCCCUCAAAGGGAUAAGUUCGCCUUUGUACAUAUUAUUUGUACCAUGUAAUUUUUAAUAGGUAUUUUUGUACAAUAAAGAGUUUACUACUACUAAAUGCUUACUUCAAAACAGAUAAUCUCAUAAUGUCGUUUUUAAGAAUUUUACAAUUCAAUAAAAUAGGUUUUCAUGGGUGAACAAAGUAACCUUGGGGGGCUAAAGUACCCCGACCUUACGGUACCAUGACAUACCUUGUUACAGUUACAACAGUAUGAGGUCUCUAGCGACUUCAUAUUGAUUGUCACUGUGACAAAGUACAAAAUGGUACGGAAAUUUAAUAGUGUAACCGUACCUUGUGAUUGAUGAAUCAUUGUCUCGUUCGUGGUUUUCUGUUUGCAUUCUUUUAACCGAAUGGAAGGCGAUUGUGUUGAAGUGUGCCAAUUUUGCGAUUUUGUGUAGGUUAUUUUAUAGGUAUCAUUACGCUACGUGUCUUUUAAUAUGAAUUUUAGUGAUUUUCGAAUUGAUACUUAAUUAAGUUUAAUGAGUAAAUAUAAGUACGAACGCCAUCGUAACAUAGUCAGUUGAACAAUUGUAAUCUUUAAUUGCAAAGAA
This is a messenger RNA of Cydia strobilella, 6255 nucleotides long. It is a transcript of the gene eco, whose product is annotated as N-acetyltransferase eco. The record is from RefSeq and is a predicted model, not a curated record. Bases 254 to 2851 code for a protein of 865 amino acids. Gene Ontology annotation, biological process: mitotic sister chromatid cohesion. Lineage: Eukaryota; Metazoa; Arthropoda; Insecta; Lepidoptera; Tortricidae. The transcript has 11 exons. Gene Ontology annotation, cellular component: nucleus; chromatin. Gene Ontology annotation, molecular function: protein-lysine-acetyltransferase activity.